Messenger RNA from Bufo gargarizans (Asiatic toad), 6473 nucleotides. It is a transcript of the gene NRXN3, whose product is annotated as neurexin 3. The record is from RefSeq and is a predicted model, not a curated record. Lineage: Eukaryota; Metazoa; Chordata; Amphibia; Anura; Bufonidae. The transcript is spliced from 22 exons. Bases 1 to 5085 code for a protein of 1694 amino acids.
AUGUCUUCUGGCCUUUGCUCUCUCAGUCUCACUCUCAAUUUAAGCUUUCUCCUGGGCUCCGUCUUAGGCUUGAGCUUAGGGCUCGAGUUCAUGGGACUUCCCAACCAGUGGGCUCGCUACCUGCGCUGGGAUGCCAGUACCCGCAGUGACCUCAGCUUCCAGCUCAGGACCAACGUUUCCACCGGCCUUCUGCUCUACUUCGAUGAUGGUGGCAUCUGUGACUUCCUCUGCCUUUCUCUGGCAGAUGGCAGAGUUCAGUUGCAGUUCAGUAUUGAUUGUGCUGAAACCACAGUUCUAAGUGAUAAGAAGGUGAACGAUGGCGGCUGGCACUUUGUAAUGGUUAGUCGAAAUCGGCUAAGGACCACAAUGGUUCUAGAUGGGGAGGCUAUACCUGCAGAGGUUCGGCCACAGAGGCAGAGCAUGAAUAUUGUUAGUGACCUCUUUGUAGCCGGCGUGCCAGGGGAUAUACGCUCCGAUGCUCUGACACACAGUAUGGUCAGGGACAUACCCAUGUUCUCUGGAUAUUUACAGGACUUUAAAUAUGGCAACUCUGAGCCCAGGCUGCUUGGGAGUCACCGAGUGCGCUUCGAUCUGGAGGGGCUGUGUACCGAUAAUCCUUGUGAGAAUGGAGGAGCUUGUCUUUUGCUGGACGGAGUGCCCACCUGUGACUGUACAGCGACUGGCUAUGUGGGCAAGUUCUGCUCUGAAGAUGUCAAUGACAUUCCAGGACUGGCCAAUCUCAUGGUUGAUGACCAAGGACAAUCACAAGCAAGAGAGGAGAACGUGGCCACGUUCCGCGGCUCUGAGUAUUUAUGUUACGACCUGUCCCAGAAUCCAAUCCAAAGCAGCAGUGAUGAAAUUACCUUGUCCUUCAAAACCCGCCAGAGAAAUGGGCUCAUCCUGCAUACCGGCAAGUCUGCAGACUACGUCAACCUGGCGCUGAAGGGCGGAGCCGUCUCGCUGGUCAUCAAUCUGGGCUCCGGUGCCUUUGAGGCCAUUGUGGAGCCGGCCAACGAUAAGUUCAACGAUAACGAGUGGCAUGACGUGAAGGUGACUCGGAACCUGCGCCAGCACUCAGGCAUUGGACACGCUAUGGUAAACAAACUACAUUGUCUGGUGACUAUAUCAGUGGACGGGAUCCUGACUACAACCGGCUACACCCAGGAGGACUACACCAUGCUGGGCUCAGAUGACUUCUUCUAUGUCGGGGGCAGCCCCAGUACUGCCGACUUACCGGGGUCCCCUGUCAGUAACAACUUCAUGGGUUGCUUGAAGGAGGUUGUCUAUAAGAACAACGAUAUCCGCCUGGAGCUUUCCCGCCAGGCCAGGAUUGGAGACACAAAAAUGAAGAUCUACGGAGAUGUGGUCUUCAAGUGUGAGAACGUGGCCACUCUGGACCCCAUCAGCUUUGAGAGCCCGGAAGCCUUCAUCAGCCUGCCCAAGUGGAACACUAAGCGAAUGGGCUCCAUAUCUUUUGAUUUUCGCACCACAGAACCCAACGGCCUCAUCCUUUUCACACAUGGGAAGCCACAGGACAGGAAGGACAUCCGCAGUCAGAAGAAUACCAAGGUGGACUUCUUUGCUGUUGAGUUGUUGGAUGGCCAUCUUUAUCUCCUGCUAGACAUGGGCUCAGGGACAAUAAAGGUGAAAGCCACCAGCAAGAAGGCCAACGAUGGCGAGUGGUAUCAUGUGGACAUCCAGCGGGACGGUCGGUCAGGCACCAUCUCUGUUAAUAGCAAGCGCACCCCAUUCACUGCCAGUGGUGAGAGUGAGAUUUUGGACUUAGAAGGGGAGAUGUAUUUGGGGGGUCUUCCUGAGAACCGGGCAGGGCUGAUCUUACCCACUGAGCUUUGGACGGCUAUGCUGAACUACGGUUAUGUUGGCUGUAUCCGUGACCUGUUCAUUGAUGGGCGUAGUAAGAACAUCCGGCAGCUGGCGGAGGCCCAGAACGCGGCUGGCGUGAAGUCGUCCUGCUCUCGGAUGAGCGGCAAACAGUGCGAUAGUUACCCCUGCAAGAACAAUGCGGCCUGUAGGGAUGGCUGGAACCGCUUUGUGUGCGAUUGUACAGGCAGCGGACACUGGGGAAGGACCUGUGACCGAGAGGCCUCCAUCCUGAGCUAUGACGGCAGCAUGUACAUGAAGAUCGUCAUGCCAGUCGUUAUGCACACAGAAGCGGAGGAUGUUUCAUUUCGCUUCAAGUCUCAGCGAGCCUACGGGCUGCUGGUGGCCACCACGUCCAGAGACUCUGCGGACACUCUGCGGCUGGAGUUGGACGGAGGCAAAGUAAAACUGACUGUCAACCUAGACUGUAUCAGGAUAAACUGUAACUCCAGUAAGGGGCCCGAGACACUUUAUGCGGGGCAGAAGCUGAAUGAUAAUGAGUGGCACACUGUCAGAGUGGUCCGACGUGGCAAGACCCUUAAACUUACCGUGGAUGAUGAUGUGGCAGAAGGUACCAUGGCAGGUGAUCACACCCGCCUAGAAUUCCACAACAUUGAGACGGGCUCCAUGACUGAGAAACGCUUUGCCUCUGCCGUGCCCUCUAAGUUCAUUGGGCACCUCCAGAGCCUCAUGUUCAAUGGCAUGCUCUACAUUGACCUCUGCAAGAACGGAGACAUUGACUACUGUGAGCUGAAGGCACGGUUUGGCAUUCGACCCAUCAUAGCCGAUCCUGUCACGUUUCGGACCAAGGCCAGCUAUCUGACCCUAUCCACCCUGCAGGCCUACACCUCCAUGCAUCUCUUCUUCCAGUUCAAGACCAUCUCAUCUGAUGGCUUCAUUCUUUUCAACAGUGGAGAUGGCAACGACUUCAUUGCGGUGGAGCUUGUCAAGGGGUACAUUCACUAUGUGAUUAAUCUCGGGAAUGGGCCAAACGUCAUCAAAGGAAACAGUGACCGACCCCUGAAUGAUAACCAGUGGCAUCACGUGGUUAUCACUCGAGACAACAGCAAUACCCACACCCUGAAGGUGGACGCCAAGGCCGUAACACAGGUCAUCAGUGGAGCUAAGAACCUCGAUCUGAAAGGUGACCUGUACAUUGCCGGCUUGACUCAGGUUUUGUACAGCAAUCUACCUAAACUUGUGGCCUCCAGAGAUGGUUUCCAGGGCUGCCUGGCCUCAGUGGACCUCAAUGGGCGACUCCCUGACCUGAUCAACGAUGCCUUGCACAGCAGCGGGCAAAUUGAGCGUGGAUGUGAAGGUCCAACAACAACCUGUCAGGAAGAAUCCUGUGUUAACCAGGGCGUGUGCAUGCAGCAAUGGGAGGGCUUCACCUGCGACUGCUCCAUGACGUCCUACUCGGGGCCACAGUGCAAUGACCCUGGUGCAACAUACAUAUUUGCGAAGGGCGGAGGCCUCAUCUUGUACACGUGGCCUCAUAACGACCGGCCGAGCACCCGCACUGACCGGCUGGCUGUGGGCUUCAGUACUUAUGUCAAAGACGGAAUCCUGGUGCGGAUUGACAGCGCGGCUGGACUAAUGGAUUUUCUGCAGCUGCACAUUGAGCAGGGGAAGGUUGGAGUGACCUUUAACAUUGGGUUAGUGGACAUCUCAAUACGUGAAGACAGUACCCCUGUGAAUGACGGCGCGUACCAUGUGGUGAAGUACACGCGGAAUGGAGGGAAUGCAACUCUGCAAGUGGAUAACUGGCCCAUCAAUGAAUACUACCCAGGAGGCAAUACUGAGCUACUCCAAAAGCCGAAACUGUCCUAUAAAUUGCCUCGGAACCCAGAUGACGGCCAACCAGACAAAGGACGGCCCCUGACCAUCUUCAAUACCCAGGCGCAGAUAGCCAUUGGUGGACAGGACAGGGGGAGGCCAUUCCAAGGGCAGCUAUCUGGUAUCUACUAUAAUGGCCUGAAGGUUCUUAAUAUGGCUGCUGAGCACAACCCCCACAUCAACAUUAGUGGAAGUGUGAGGCUGGUGGGCGAAGUCCCCUCAAUCCUUGGGACAACACCGACCACUUCCAUGCCUCCUGAGUUGUCUACAACCAUCAUGGAGACCACCACAACCUUGUCUACUACUACAACCAGAAAGAACCGCUCUUCUCCAGGAUCUAUGGUCUCUUCUCGUUCACAGCCUACAGAUGACCUCAUUCAGUCGUCAGCAGAGUGUGCCAACAGCAGUGAUGAUGAAGAUACGGCAGAAUGUGAAACUGGCACAGGAGGUGAAUUAGUUAUACCUGUCCUAGUAGAGGAUCCCUUAGAUACCCCUUCACUAGCUACACAUACACCCUCCAUCACUCUGUCCCCUUCCUUCCGACCACUUCUCACCAUAAUUGAGACCACCAAAGAUUCCCUGUCUGUGACCCCUGAGGCGGGGUUACCUUGCUUGUCGGACCAAGGCAGCGAUGGUUGUGAGGAUGAUGAUGGCUUGGUGAUAUCGGGGUAUGGCUCAGGGGAAACCUUUGACUCUAACCUGCCCCCUACCGAUGAUGAAGAUUUUUACACCACCCUCUCCUUGGUAACAGAUAAGAGCUUUUCCACAUCAUUCUUCGAUGGUGGCUUCCAAUCACAGGCGCCCAAAUGGGGAUCAAAGGACUUUAGACCCAACAAAGCCUUCGAACCUGGUAGGACUUCUACCACAAGUUUGCCCCCUGAGCUGAUACGCUCCACGUCUGCAUCUGGGAUGGUGCCCAUGGUGCCAGCUGGCAAAAUGAAUAACCAUGAGCUCAAACCCCAGCCCGAUAUAGUGUUGCUAUCGUUGCCCACUACCUACGAGCUAGACAGCACAAAGCUCAGGAGUCCGCUAAUAACAUCCCCCAUGUUCCGUAAUGUGCCCACAGCAAACCCCACGAUGCCGGGAAGCAGACGGGUCCCGGGGCCUUCCGAGGUGGUCCGGGAGUCCAGCAGCACGACGGGGAUGGUCGUUGGUAUUGUGGCAGCCGCUGCUCUCUGUAUCCUGAUCCUCCUGUAUGCCAUGUACAAGUACAGAAACAGGGACGAGGGUUCCUACCAGGUGGAUGAGACAAGGAAUUACAUCAGCAACUCCGCUCAGAGCAACGGGGCCCUGGUGAAGGAGAAGCAGCACAGCUCUAAGGGAGGCCACAAGAAGCAGAAAAAUAAGGACAAGGAGUAUUACGUGUAAAAUAAAAUAUUAAUAUAUGUAUUCAAAGCAAACACAGAUGUGAACUAAUGAAAAAAACUAAAUCGGCAAAGGCAAAACCUACAUUGCUAUUGAUGUCUAGUAGCAUAAACACCAAGGACAGGAGCAGCAACGUCAUGAAUUCUGGAACGGCAGCUGCCUUGUGCCUGAGGCAGGUUUAUGACCAAGAGAGCUGUUAGUGCUCCAUCCAGGCUGGACACAGCUUUCUGCUCAACUGUAAUAUAAAGCACACUUACUACUCUGUUAGCCAUGAGCGGCGGACACAACAGAAAGAGGAUAUAGAAAUAUAUAUAUAUACACAAGUAUGAAAGUUAUGUGAACUCCAGCUGACCAGUUCUAGGGCUCUCUUCUCCAGUCGAGUGGAUCCAGGUCAGGGGAGCCCCUGGGAUCCACCACGUCACCAAUCUGAGGGAGCCUUAAAAUACUCAAGCAAAAUAACAAAAAAGGUCAAAGACUCUGAACCGAAUAUUCUUUCUUUCUUGGUUCUUUUAUGUUUCGGGAGGUUUAUUUAUUUUCCUUGAUUUAGUUUUUGUUUGCUGCUCUCUUAAUGAUAUACACCACAUGGCCAGAGGUAGCCAUGUACAGCCAAGGAACUAUAGACUUCAUGUACAACAGCUGAUGUGUGCGCCGAGUGCCUGCCCGAAUGUCUGGAGGAAGAUUGUUGCCAUAUACAGCAUCACGUGUGUUCGUUUCAUAUCAGGUUGUGGUGUCCAUAGAAAAUAUUGUUUGCAGGAUGUUUCAAUAAAGUGAUAGAAAACUAUACAGGGGAGAGGAUUGGCGAGGGCUUGGGUCUGCUGUGAGAUCUGGCCAGUGUUUGUAGACAAUGCAGAAUACCGUCACAAGGCCAAAUCUGCCUGCGAGAAAGGGGCGACGAAGCCUCCGUCCUUUUGUCCUUGCAGCCAAACAUCAACAAUUGAAAAUGAGCCAGAAAUGGGGAAAAAAAUUAAUUCAAGACAAGAAAAACUUCCACAAAUGAGGAAGGAUCCGAGGCUUUUUUUUUUGCGUUCUGGUUUUGUGACUUCCUGCAAUGCAUGCAAAAAAAAUAAAAAAUUGCAAAAAAAACUCACAAAAAAUAGAACUGGUUCAGGACUGUAGAGAAUGUGUUGGAUUAAACACAAGCUGAACACAAAGGUGUUGUGCUCGGCAGAAGAGACCAGUCCCUGGACCCUGGCCAGUCUGCCUUCACUCGAGGACUGAGACGCAGAGAGACGACGAGGAGUUUUCUUACAAGUAGAAUCUAUAUAUACAUAUAAUAUAAUAUGCAGAGAUAUUUAUUCAGAUGACUGCUAUUUCUUUAUUGGUACAAGAACGCUGUGUUUUAAUGGAAGAUUUUGUCAUUAACCCCCUCAGUGCCAUGCAGGUAAAGGUAU